Rhopilema esculentum is the source of this 923-nucleotide messenger RNA. RefSeq lists its product as uncharacterized. The record is from RefSeq and is a predicted model, not a curated record. Lineage: Eukaryota; Metazoa; Cnidaria; Scyphozoa; Rhizostomeae; Rhizostomatidae.
AGUUAGGAUCCAUUCAAGGUUGCAUUCGCCAAAGAAGACAAACAUGGCUGCUUCCAUACUUUUUGCUGUACUUGUCAUUUUCAUCCAUGAAACCUCAGGGCAUGGUCGUCUAAUUGAUCCUCCAUCGAGGAAUGCUAUGUGGAGGUUUGGCUUUAAGAACCCUCCCAAUUACAAUGACAACGAAUUGAAUUGUGGAGGAUUCAGCGUGCACUGGCAAAAAAACAAGGGAAAGUGCGGCGUCUGUGGAGACCCUGCAGGAGUCAAAAAGCACGAGUACCCCGGAAAGUAUGCAAAUGGCAUCAUAGGAGAAGUUUAUCAAGAAGGACAACAAAUUGAUGUAGCUGUUGAUCUUACAUCGAAUCACCAAGGUUGGUUUGAGUUUAGAAUCGCAAAGUUAACAGGCAAAGCUGUAAGUGGUGACAACAGAGGUAGACUGGUUGGUCAAUUGCUGGAGCUUGUUGGUGGUGGGACGAGAUAUCAAAUCCCACAAGGGUCGGGGGAUGAAGUCUUCAAAAUCAAACUGAAGCUACCAAGCGGCCUCAUCUGCGAUCAAUGUGUAAUGCAGUGGUGGUACAGUGCUGGUAAUAACUGGGACUGCGAUAGCACAGGCUGCGGUGUCGGCAAAGGUAAGCAGGAGCACUUCAUUAACUGUGCUGAUGUGAAGAUUGUGCCAAAAGGAGCACCGGUCCCGGAACCCAGUGUGACGAAAAAGCCUCCAGUGAUCGUGACUGACAAGCCAACGCAAGAAAGACAGGACUGUAGAGCCGUAGGUGCAUGGGCUGGUAGCGUCAAUAUGAACAGGUGGUGCAGGCAGAAUUGUGCCAUUGGAAGAUGUCCGUCAGCAUACUGCAAAUGUGACAAUCCGGUUUGAAACUUAAUCGAGCAAUGAAAUAAAUGCAAUGAAAAAUUGUUACCCGUUUUAA